Temnothorax curvispinosus is the source of this 6592-nucleotide messenger RNA. It is a transcript of the gene Dap160, whose product is annotated as intersectin-1. The record is from RefSeq and is a predicted model, not a curated record. Gene Ontology annotation, molecular function: guanyl-nucleotide exchange factor activity; protein binding; calcium ion binding. Gene Ontology annotation, biological process: positive regulation of Rho protein signal transduction. Lineage: Eukaryota; Metazoa; Arthropoda; Insecta; Hymenoptera; Formicidae. The transcript is spliced from 37 exons. The coding region runs from base 954 to 6464 and encodes 1836 amino acids.
UACAUUCGUCUAUUUCGCCCGCAGUGGCAGGAAGCGUCGACGAAAGCUCGCAAAUGACCACGAUUGGCGCGAUUGCGAUUCGCAAGUCGUCGAUGAGCCACCUUCGCGGCUACGGUCUGAAGUGCGCUCCAGACUCCAGCAGACGGAGCGCUCUAACGUUCGUCGCAAUUCGCGAGACGAUCGCUCGCGACUGUGCGGCAAUUAAAUCUCAUUCGCAACGUUUGAAGCCGCGCUUCCGGCAACAUUCCGUACUCGUCGUUCGAGAGGGUUAUCGCCGCCCAAACUUCUCUCUCUUUCUCUCUCGGGGAACCAAACGAUCUUCGCCGCGGAUCGCAGGCAGGAAUCAGUCUCGGAGGCGGGAUAUCGAUUCUCGCCGAACAGUCCCGAGCGCGGCCGAGCGUUCGUGAAAACUGACAAGUGACGUGCGCGAGUAGUUGCACACGAGCGGCCGCGAGCCACCGCGAGCUGGGUGAGUUUGACGGCGGUCAGUGGUGGUCAUCUCGUCGCGGAUCGGCUCGCCUCGCUCUCCCCUCGAUCGCGACCCGAUCGCGCCGAGCUGAGAGAGGCACACACACAGCGACACAGCUCCUCGCGAUCCAGAUUCUCCCGUCCCUCUUUCCCUCCCGCGCGGGGCGGGAAGAUCGAUUUCGCCGUUGUUCGAUUCGGCACGCGCGCACGCGGCAGAGUAUACGGACGCCGCGAUUGACAGUUGGAUUAACGCGAGGACGGGCAGGCAGGUGGAUUGACACCAUCGACACCCAGCAGAUAAAUCCCGUCGCGCGAGGUCGUCGAGGUGAGGAUCGAUCACCGUGACCUAACCUAAGCUAACCUUGGCGUGAACUAUCGCCGCCAAACCGCUCGAUCGCGAGAGACGCGAGGUUCUAACGUGAUACGUGAUACCGCCUCGAGUGAUACCGCUACCGAAGAAGCGAACAGCGAUCCCCCUACAAAAAAUGGUCACCCCCCAGACACCAGGUAUGGAUCCCUGGGUGAUCCAGCCUAGAGAAAGAAUGAGAUACCAGGAACAAUUUGAGUCGUUAAAGCCAAUCAAUGGAAUUGUUACUGGCGAACAAGCGAAAGGUUUCCUUCUCAGAUCUCAACUCCCACCUGCCAUUCUUGGACAGAUAUGGGCAUUAUCGGAUACAGACGCAGAUGGGAAGAUGGAUGUAAAUGAGUUCAGUAUCGCGUGCAAGUUGAUCAAUUUGAAACUGCGUGGCUUCGAAAUCCCCAAAGUACUGCCACCCGUUCUUAUACAGAGUUUAAAGUCUUUCUCAAUCGGCGACGCUAGUCUGACUGGAUUGUCAAAUGGUUCCACCGCUCCAAGUAACGUUAGCUCUCUAGUAAAUUUAAGCGGACAUCAACCGAUGGUAUCUCAACCUAUGGCAAGCGCGAUACCCACGGCUGGAAACACCCUUAUAGCAUUACAACAAAAUAGACAGAAUGUGGCUCCAAGCACACAUGCCACAACUCAUAUACCGUCUAAGCCACCCGCUCGACCCGCGCCACCUUCUGUGGGAGUCGCACCUUCCCUUAAUACCACGACCGGUGGUCUUCCACAAAGACCUGCACCACCCACAAAUAUUGGGAGUAAUUUUGUGGUAGCAACGGGUGGCCCACCACCCAAACCAGCACCACCUUCGUUUCCAAAUAGUCCUGUUGCGGGAAUCUCGCCAAUGAAAAUUACGACUUCUGUCGUUGGCUCCUCAGUCAUUUCUUCGUCCCCAUCUAUAUCUGCCGCUGGAAUAGGUAUUCCAUCAGUGGCACCAAUCGCCCCUUUAAACACAACUCCUAUACCAAUGGCUGCCUUUAAUAUGGCACAACCAAUGCCGACGCAGCCGUUAGGCAUGGUUAGUGCAGGUAUGGUUGCUCCUAUGACUGGCAUUCCUAGUAUGGUACCAUCCAUUGGAUCAAUAAAUACUGGUACUGGAGUUGCUUCUUCAGUACCGUUACCGUUAGUGUCCUCGACAACUGCAAAUAGCGCGUUGGUCAAUGGCGCAAUUACACAAACGCCAGUGUCUACGAAUACACCUUUGAGUACAACGGCACGUCCACCAAGUAUAGACAGAGUAGGCUCUAUGGAUUCGCAGCACAGCCAGCAUUCGGUUGGCUCUCCGCAGUCUACGGAAUGGGCGGUGCCGCAUCAGACUAAAUUAAAGUAUACUCAAUUAUUUAAUACUUGGGACAGAACGAGAUCGGGCUUUUUAUCUGGGCCUCAAGCAAGAAAUAUCAUGGUGCAGUCGCAACUACCACAACCCAUACUCGCUCAAAUAUGGGCUCUAUCUGAUAUGGAUUCGGAUGGACGUUUAGGCUCCGAAGAAUUUGUGCUUGCAAUGCAUCUUUGCGAUAUCGCUAAAGUCGGCGAGACUAUACCUACGCCGCUUCCACUAGAACUUAUCCCACCUACAUUUAGACGGCAACGUCAAAGCAGUUUAACGCUGUCUCAAAAUGCAACAGAAAAUAUUGAUCCAUUAGCGGGCAUGCCACAGACUUCAUUCGAAGAUAAACGUAAAGAGAACUUUGAGAAAGGUCAAGCGGAAUUAGAACGUAGGCGUAAAGCGCUGUUAGAGAUUCAGAGGAAGGAACAGGAAGAACGGGAACGCAAAGAACGGGAGGAGGCAGAGAAACAGGAGAAAAUAAGACUAGAGCAGGAGAGGCGUAGACAAGCGGAAAUCGAAAAGCAAAUGCAGAGGCAAAAGGAAAUCGAACAAGAGAAGGAAGAACAACGAAAACGCGCGCAAGAACAGAAAGAGGCGGCACGCAAGGAAAUGGAGAGGCAACGGCAAUUGGAGUGGGAACGACAGAAGUCACAAGAAUUGCAAGCGCAGAGGCAAAAAGAGCAGGACGUUCUUCUCAAGUUAAAAGCGAGGAAUCAGACCUUGACCAUCGAACUUGGAACACUUAACGACAAAGUGAAGGAAUUGUCACAAAAGAUUUGUGACACUCGGGUAGGAGUGUCAGGUGUCAAAACGACUAUCGAUGGUAUGAGAACAACGAGGGACACGCAGUUACAAGAAAUGGCCGCGUUAAAGAAUAAACUUCGGGAACAAAAUCAAAGAUUACUCGCGCUGACUCAAGAGAAAGCACGUAUCGAGGCGAGAAAUAAAAUUAAUGCGGCGCAAGAUGCAGCCGGACAAGAGGCUAUUAAAAUGGCCUUCGACAAUAAACAAAUUACUCUUAAGCAGAUGAAAGAUAAAAUAGCAGAUUUACAACAGCAGAUUGAUUCUAAAAUGUCCGAUAUUGAAAAUAAUAACGCUCAGCUCGAGGAUAUUAAGACCCAAAUAAAGAAUCUAGUGACAGAUUGUAAACAGCUCUAUGUCACUUUUGAUGAGAAGAAGCAGAAAGUAAUCGAACUUCGGUCAGGUAGCCAUGCCUCAGCUGCUGACUUUGCCACAUCUGCGUGGGGAGAUAGUGGUUGGGGAGAGCCACCCACUAGUGACACAGCUUGGCCUGUCAACGAAACUACUGAGAGCUCAAUAAAUGAAGCUGCCGUUGUGGGCGUCCGCAAAUACAGAGCCCUUUACGAAUUCGUAGCGCGAAAUCAAGACGAAAUAUCGUUUCAACCUGGUGAUAUUAUAUUGGUACCACCUGUGCAAAAUGCUGAACCAGGAUGGAUGGCGGGAGAAAUUCGUGGUCACACUGGUUGGUUUCCCGAAUCUUAUGUGGAACCGGUGGAUACUGGUACAGUUGAUUUGGACAACGAACGUACUUUUAUACAACAAGACAGUCUAGAGAAGAGAACGUUAGAAGGAAUAGCAGAAGUUCCCGAGAACGUAUCCGAUGCGGGAUCAUUAGGGGGAGAAGCCCCGAUAGUAGAGGCUAUUAUACCUACUUUAGGAUUAGGUACAUGUUGUAACAUACAAGCUAUCGCUUUGUUUCCUUACCGACCUACUAUGGAACAACAUCUUACUUUUGAAAAAGGAGAAACUAUCAAUGUUUCUGAGCAGCAGGACGACUGGUGGUACGGUUCAGCCAGUACUGGAAAUAAGGGUUGGUUCCCCAAGUCGUACGUGAAAGAAAUAAUCGCAAGCAGUAAAGACACCGCGGUUGAAGGUCUCAAUGAAUAUUACGUUGCCCUUUAUCGAUACGAUUCGACCGAAACCGGCGAUCUCAAUUUUAAUCAAGGGGAAGUUAUAUUGGUUACGAAAAAAGAAGGCGAAUGGUGGACCGGUUGUGUAGGGAACAAAAGUGGAAUCUUUCCUUCUAAUUACGUAGAGAAGUGCGACGCUCCCAAUCAGGGUGCGCCUUUGUCUACUAACGUUCAGUCCACUGAUGUUGCUGCAACCGCGGGUGCUAAGAGUGAAACUGAUACUCCGGCGACCGCAGCAUCGCAAGUAGAGAAAACGGCAGAGCAGUUAGAAGAUGAAAGAGCAGCUGCUGAGGAUAGAGCGGAAUUACCAGACUUUACUGCUAUGGCCGCUCAGCAGUAUUAUAAGAGAGGAAGGAAACCAGAAAUUGUUCAAGUUAUUGCGCCCUAUCAAGCAACAAGUGCAGAACAGUUAGAUUUGCAAAGAGGACAAUUAAUAAUGAUUCGUAAAAAGACUGACAGCGGUUGGUGGGAAGGAGAGCUUCAGGCACGCGGUAAAAAGAGGCAAGUUGGUUGGUUCCCAGCAACUUAUGUUAAACCCUUAACCAGUAGUAGUAACAGAAGUACACCUGUCUCCCAAGGAUAUCAAGAUUCUCCAACGGAUCCAAAUAUUGAACGUGUUAUGGCUUUGUAUCCCUACCAAGCACAAAAUGAGGAUGAAUUAAGCUUCGAGAAAGGUGACGUUAUAUCAGUACUCGCUAAGGAAGAAGCAUCAUGGUGGAGAGGCGAAUUGAACGGCGUAUCCGGCGUCUUUCCGAGCAACUACGUAUCACCUAUGUCGAAUGAAUUGAUGCUCGAUACAACGAUAUGUCACGAUUCCAUGGAGAGAAAACGCCAGGAACACAUUAAAGAGCUAAUCGUGACUGAGCAAGCUUACAUAGAAGACAUGAGAUUAGUACAUGAGGUGUUUGAGAAACCGUUAAUCGAAAGUUUAGUCCUAAGUAUCGAUGAGAUAGAGAGGAUAUUUAUCAAUACGAGAGAUAUUAUCGCAUGUAACGAUAACUUCUUGAGGACUUUGAGGAUACGAAGGGAUAACAGCUAUAACGGCGUAAUACGAAUGAUCGGCGAUGUAUUAUGUGAAAAUAUACCUAGGAUGUCACCUUAUAUAAGAUUUUGCAGCAGCCAAUUACCCGCUGCGACGUAUAUGCAGCGUUUGACGGAAACUUCGCCGGAAUUCGUUAAGGUCGCGCAGGUAUGUCAGCAAGAUCCGCGAACGAAGGGGAUGCCACUAAGCUCGUUUUUAAUUAAGCCGAUGCAAAGGAUAACGAGGUAUCCGCUCAUCAUCAAGAAGAUUUUAGAUUACACGCCAGUCGAUCAUCCUGAUAGACAGUAUCUGCAAGAAGCACUGGCCAAAGCCACGGAGUUUUGUACUCAGGUAAACGAAAGCAUUGGGGAAAAAGAAAAUUCUGACAGAUUGGAAUGGCUGCAAACUCAUGUUAUAUGUGACGGCCUUGAGGAGCAGCUUGUCUUUAAUUCCAUGACGAAUUCCGUAGGACUGCGAAAACUGUUACAUUUCGGUAUACUUCAUAAGUCAAAAAGUGGUAAAGAGCUCGUCAGCUUCCUCACGAAUGACUUUCUACUGUUCGUUCAACCAUUGAAAUUUUCCUUAAAUUGUCAACAAUUUUCGUUCGAACGUAACGAGCAUCAGAAGUUCAAGAUGUACAGAAAACCAAUAUUUCUCAAUGAAUUGUCUUUGUCUGGAGAAAGCGAUGGAACCAGUAGCCUGAGCGGAAGUGAUGCAGCGGACAAUUCUUUGAGAACUCUAACAAUAAGACUGAAAGAUCAAAAGAAGCCGAUAAUAUUAUUAGCAUCGUCUGCGAAUGAAUGUUUAAUGUGGUCGAAACGAAUUGUGGAAGCACGCAAAAAGUUUCUGGAGAAUGAGCAGAAUUGCCUGCAAAGACAGCGGUCAAAACAGGCGAAAUUUGGAGCGUGCGGCAGAAUUCUCGUCACUGUGCUCGAAGGUUUCAACUUAAAAGCUCCAUCCGUUCGCAGGAGACUUCCACAAGGUAGACUGGUGCUAGCAGUUGUCGAGGCUGAAAAUCUUGCCAUUGGCAGGAAAGGGAAGUGUAAUGCAUUCUGCAAAGUGUCCAUGGGUUCUCAAGAAGAAAGAACGGGUGUCGUAUCCGGAAGUGAUUGCCCUUUGUGGGAUGCUUCAAUGCAAUUCCAAGUAAAAGAUUUGCUCGAGGAUACUCUUUGCAUCACUGUGUUCGACAAAGGAUACUAUAGUCCUGAUGAGUUCCUUGGUCGCGCUGAGAUCAGAGUGGCCGACAUAAUGAGAGACAGUAAAAAUUCUUGCGGGCCAAUUCAGAAAAGGAUCAACUUGCAUGAAGUCGAAAGCGGUGACGUUGUUCUCAAGCUUGACCUACGACUGUUUGGGUAAGACGUGUGGUGCAAGAGUUUCUAAUCUAAAAGUAUGCAUUUAAGUAAAAAUUUUAUAUAAGACUUAUAUAAGACUGUAUGAUGAAGUACACAAUAGAAAAUAUCAUAAGAGAAAAAAUGCCAAAAAUU